UUUUUGAGAAUUGUUUGGGGCGGAUUGCAGGUAAAUCCGGGUUUAUGGUUCAUUUCCAAUCUAUCCAUGUUUAUCCUGUUUACUACUUUUAUUUCAUUUUAAUUUUUUUGAAGAAAAGAUACUGGACUUUUGCCUGAUUAUGUUGUAGCACAUUAUGGCUUUCCAAAUUUUGAGACUUUUAUGAAAUCUGAAAUGAUGAAGGAUUAUGUAAGAUUGCAAAUAAUUGAAGGAAAGCAUUGUUUUUUGCCGCAAAAUUGUGAAAGAUUUGCCCAUAUACGGAAUGAGCAGGAAAUUGAGAGAGCUGCGACUUUGUUGGCUCAAACUCGGGAAGAAAAUGAAAAAUUAUGUCGUGCACUUUUACCAGAAAAUAGAGAGGCUACAUUAAAAGGACGCAAAUUAAUUUCGGAAUUGAUUUAUGAAUUGGGAGGACAAGAUAACCCUGUUAGUUGGACAUCAGUUCAGAAGAAAUAUAAAGAAAAAUAUAAUGAGGAAUUGGCUGGAGAGGCUCUUAAACGCAUGUUUACACGAGACAAGGCUAUCAAAAUCCUUGAGACGCUGUUUAACUAUGAAUUGAAAUUAUUCCAAGCUAAUUUGCCUGGACAUUUUUUCUUACAAUUAAAAAUGCCGUACAAUGAUCUUUUAAAUUACUACGAGACAGAAUUACAAAAUCAUAAUGAAGCUAAAGCCCAAAUGAAGAAUGUUGCUGGAAGAGCUUUGCGUCCAAAGGGGAAUUAUCCUAAACAACCAAAGGUUUUUCCAACUGGCCCUCUUUAUCCUACUUUUGUUCCGCCACCGCCACCUGCUCAACCUACUAAAAAAUCUUUGGAUGUUCCAACUACUGGUGGGCAGACAAAUAAUGUUAAUAAUAAUGUUUCUACCUCAAAUCAACCAAGUUUGCCGACUACUUCUAAUGCUGCACCUAAAAAGUAUUUUUUUGUUUCUUUGGUUUAUGUUGAGGGUGAGAUAUUGAAUCUUUGCUAAAAUGGGUUUUAGCCUUCCCUCUUUAUUUUUUCUUCGCUCAUCUACUUUGUGGUCAAAUGUCUCUCAUUGCUUUUCCUCACUUUAUUACUAUUUUUUGAUAAUUUUCUAUUCAAUAUUUUUGUUUUUGCGAUAAGUUUAUGGGGCCCCGUUGAGACAACCCUUUCCCCCGAUAGGUAUAAUU
This is a messenger RNA of Meloidogyne enterolobii, 1162 nucleotides long. The record is from the annotation of a GenBank genome assembly. NCBI's taxonomy places the organism in Eukaryota, Metazoa, Nematoda, Chromadorea, Rhabditida, Meloidogynidae.